Cladophialophora carrionii CBS 160.54 is the source of this 5367-nucleotide messenger RNA. RefSeq lists its product as uncharacterized. The record is from RefSeq and is a predicted model, not a curated record. Lineage: Eukaryota; Fungi; Ascomycota; Eurotiomycetes; Chaetothyriales; Herpotrichiellaceae. Bases 1 to 5367 code for a protein of 1788 amino acids. Gene Ontology annotation, molecular function: fatty acid synthase activity; 3-oxoacyl-[acyl-carrier-protein] synthase activity; phosphopantetheine binding. Gene Ontology annotation, biological process: fatty acid biosynthetic process; secondary metabolite biosynthetic process. The transcript has 4 exons.
AUGAAGCUCCUCUAUUUCAGCAAUGAGUUUCCAAAGGAGGAUCUCCAGCACCUCUUUCGUUGCCUCCACAACCACAGCAAGGACAGACGACAUACCAUUCUCGCUCAGUUUAUCCACGAGGCUACACUCGCCAUCAAGGAUGAAAUCCGGCACCUCUCGACAGAGCUGAAGCAGUUGAUCCCACCGUUCGACAGUAUCCUUACGUGGGCUGAGAACACUGAGCUGCGGGAGGGACUCAUAUGUGGUGCCGUCGAUGGAGUGCUGCUUACGGUUGUCCAGCUUGCGAUAUACAUUGGAUAUGUGGAGAAUCAUCCGGACGAGCUGGCGAGAUUGGAUCAGACAUCUCUGGCGGGCCUAGGCAUCGGCUUACUGGCACUGACUGCCGUGUCGCUGUCCUCCGCCGUGGUCGAUUUGCCACGGGCCGGUGCAGAUGCUGUGCGUCUCGCUUUCCGCAUGGGCUGCCACGUGCUCGCCGUCUCCGAGAACUUGGAAUCUCGCGAUCUCGCAGCAGCUCCAGAGACAUGGGCCUACGUGAUACACAACGUUGAUCCUGUCGCGACACAGCAGGCGCUCGAUGCACUCCAGUCGCGAGAAAAGAUCCCUGGCACCAGCAAGAUAUUCCUCAGUGCUGUCAGCCGAACCUCAGUCACCGUCAGUGGACCGCCCUCGAGAUUAAAGGCCCUAUUCACUCGGUCAGAAUUCUUCCGGGACUCCAGAUCUAUCGCUUUGCCCGUCUAUGGUGGUCUCUGCCAUGCGCCUCAUGUCUACGGCUCUCGGGACGUUCAGAGUAUUGUCCGGGGUAGCUCGUUGGACGCGAACCUCGCAAAACCCGGGCCUGUCGUGCCGAUCUAUUCGACCAGCACCGGUGUGCCGUUCAAUGCCUCGAAUGCGGCAGAGCUAUAUGAAUGCGUUAUCUCAGAGCUACUCACGCAGGCGAUCUGCUGGGACCAGGUUAUCCAGGGCGUGGUCACUCAAUUCCAAAGUGCUGGUGCCAGCCAGGUGGCGCUCUCCUGCUUCGGCAACUCAAUUCUCAUCAACGACCUCAAAGUGUCCUUGGAAUCCAGUCUUCCCCAACUUGAAGCAUCCGUCACUAAUCUUGUAUCAUGGGUUUCCGACGCUGCGCCCGCCGCGGUGUCACCGCGAGGCUCGGCGCAAUCCAAGCUCGCCAUUGUCGGCAUGUCAUGCAGGCUCCCCGGCGGAGCUACAAACACGGAGAAGUUCUGGGAAAUCCUCGAACAGGGUUUGGAUGUCUCUCGACGUGUCCCCGCCGACCGCUUCGACAUUGACACGCACUACGACCCGACUGGCAAGCAGAUGAACAAGAGCAUGACGCAGUACGGAUGCUUCAUCGACGAGCCUGGCUUGUUCGACGCGCCUUUCUUCAACAUGUCUCCACGUGAAGCCCAAGUCGCCGACCCGCAGAUGCGUCUGGCUUUAGUCACGGCAUUCGAAGCGCUCGAGCGUGCUGGUUACGUCGGCAACCGCACCUCGUCCACCAAGUUAGAGCGCAUCGGCACCUACUACGGGCAGGCUGCUGACGAUUACCGGGAGGUCAAUCAAGGCCAAGAGGUCAGCACCUACUACAUUCCAGGGGGUUGUCGUGCAUUCGGUCCUGGUCGCAUCAAUUACUUCUUCAAGUUUGCUGGCCCUAGUUACAGCAUAGAUACGGCCUGCUCGUCUGGACUCGCAGCUAUUGAGGUCGCUUGUCAAGCUCUUUGGCAAGGGGAUGUCGAUACUGCUGUCGCGGGCGGCGUCAAUGUGCUCACAAAUCCUGAUGGCUUUGCUGGCCUGGGCCAUGGUCAUUUCCUGACCAAGGGCCAUAAUGCAUGCAAAACCUGGGAUGCCACCGCUGAUGGAUACUGCCGCGCAGACGGUGUCGGAUCUGUCGUCAUCAAACGUCUUCAAGACGCAGAGGCCGACAACGACAACAUCUUGGGAGUAAUUCUCGGUGCCGGGACCAAUCAUUCUGCUGAGGCCGUUUCUAUCACUCACCCUCACGCCGGCCAUCAAGCAUACUUGGCCCGACAGGUGCUUCGUCAAUCUGGCGUGGACCCCCUGGAUGUUUCUUAUGUGGAGCUCCACGGCACUGGCACCCAGGCUGGCGACUACGAGGAGAUGCAAGGCAUCAUGGACGUAUACGCCCCGCUCGUCAAGCGGCGUAGCAAGGAACAGCCGCUGCACAUCGGCGCUGUCAAGGCAAAUGUCGGCCACGGCGAGUCCGUUGCAGGGACGACAGCUUUGAUCAAGGUGCUCUUGAUGUUACAGAAGAACGCCAUUCCACCACAUAUCGGCAUUAAAACGGAGAUCAACCCUCGGCUUCCUAAGGAUUUUGACAAGCGCAACGUUCAUAUCCCGUUCGAGAUGACGCAGUGGAAGCAGAAGGCUGGCACCAAGCGUGUCGUCGCUCUCAACAAUUUCGGUGCUGCUGGUGGCAAUACGACCAUGAUCUUGGAAGAGGCACCGACUCGCACAACGACAGAGAGAGACCCACGCCCUACUCAUGUCGUCGCCGUAUCGGCAAAAAGCAAGGCAUCAUUGGCAGGAAACAUUGAGCGCCUGAUCGCUUAUAUCGAUGCCAACCCACAGCUCAACCUCGCCGAUCUCUCAUACACAACCACCGCACGUCGCUACCAUUACCGCAACCGCCUGACAGUGACCACCUCGGACGCCGCUCAUUUGAGGUCGCAGCUCACUUCGCGCCUGGCGAAGAUUGACUCAGUCAAGGCGCUGGCACAGUCCGAUCCACCAAUGAUUGCUUUCACCUUCACCGGCCAAGGUGCUUCAAACAAGUCCAUGGACCUUGAACUGUACCGCGACGUUCCGAUCUUCCGCGAGCAGAUUCAGCAUUUGGAUCGUCUGGCUCAAGGCCAAGGCUUCCCAACUUUCAUUCCGGCCCUUGAUGGAUCACAUCCAAAGGAUCAUGCACACUCUCCGGUCGUGACCCAGCUUGCUUUGGUGUGCUCUGAGAUGGCUCUGGCCAAAUACUGGGCUGCUCUCGGCGUCAAGCCAGAUGUAGUCCUCGGUCACAGCUUGGGCGAAUACGCCGCAAUGCACGUGGCCGGCGUUGUCUCUGCGGCCGACACGAUAUUCAUGGUAGGCCGCCGGGCUCAGAUGCUACAAGAAAAAUGCACGAUUGGGAGUCACACCAUGAUGGCCGUCCGAGCCUCUCUUGCCACCAUUGCGGAGAACUCGGCAAACAAGCCGUAUACCAUUGCUUGCAUCAAUGGACCCUCUGAUACGGUGCUCAGUGGCACGAAGCAGCAGAUGGAUGAAGUUGCUGCGCCACUCGAGAAAGCCGGAUUGCGCUGCAUUAAGCUGGAUGUGGCUUUUGCAUUCCACUCUGAACAGACAGACCCUAUCCUGGACGAGUUCGAGGCAACAGUGAAGACGGGUGUGAUCUUUCAGGAGCCGAAAGUGCCAAUCAUCUCGCCCCUGCUAGGCAGAGUCGUUUUCGAUGACAAGUCGUUCAAUGCGAACUAUGUCCGCCGGGCCACCAGAGAGGCCGUGAGAUUUUUCCCUGCGCUGGAGAACGCCCAGGAGCUUUCGACCAUCAAUGACGAAACUAUCUGGGUCGAAAUUGGCCCUCAUCCGGUUUGCACCAAUUUCGUGAAGACCUCCAUCCCAUCCACUGCUGUCGCCGUCCCUUCAUUUCGGCGCGGUGAGGACAACUGGGCGACCAUGGCAGAAGCUAUGGCUGCAUUGCACCUCGCGGGUGUCACAAUUGGCUGGACUGAGUUUCACCACCCCUUCGAAAGCAGACUCCGCCUGCUCGACUUGCCGACAUACGCCUGGAACGAGAAGAACUUCUGGCUCCAGUACAAUGGUGACUGGUGUUUGACCAAAGGCAAUACUUUCUACGAGGCCGAGAAACAGGCUGCAACAGGACAGAAAAUACCAAAACCCCUGCCUGUCAGCGAUUUGCAGACUUCGACAGUACAGCAAAUCAUCAGGGAGGCCAUCAAUGGCUCCGCUGGUACGGUGACCAUGCAAUCCGAUCUCAUGCAACCGGAUUUCCUUGCUGCAGCUCAUGGACACCGCAUGAAUGACUGUGGUGUUGUGACAUCGUCCAUCCAUGCCGAUAUCGCCUAUACCCUUGGUAGCUAUAUGUACCGCAAACUCUAUCCCAAGUCAAAGGACGUCAAUAUGAACAUUGCCGAUCUCGUGGUCACCAAGGGCCUCGUCGCCCAAAGUAACAAGAAAUUGCCCCAGUUAAUCCAGGUCACCGCCGCCACGGCCAACAUCGAAUCUGGUGUCGUCGAGUUGACCUGGCAAAACGUUGACAACGCUGGCGACGUGCAUGAGCCAUUUGCCACGGCCAAGAUCAUCUAUGGCGAUGCUUCUGCCUGGCUCAGCUCCUGGCUCCCUCUUACCCACUUGAUCCACAGCCGGAUCGAGGCGCUGGAGCAGAUGGCGGCAAGAGGUCAAGCCAACCGGUUUUCACGGAACAUGGCAUACACGCUCUUCGCCGCCAAUCUCGUCGACUAUGCCGACAAGUAUCGCGGCAUGCAAGCCGUCGUGAUGCACGACCUGGAGGCGUUUGCUGACGUGCAGCUGACUACGAAGGAGAGCGGCACCUGGACCGCGGCGCCUUAUUUCAUCGACAGCGUGGCACAUCUGGCUGGAUUCAUCAUGAACUGCUCCGACGCGAUGGAUGCCAGGAACAACUACUGCGUCACACCCGGGUGGAAGUCCAUGCAAUUUGCAAAGCCUCUCACACAGGGAGCAAAGUAUCGGUCCUACGUCAAGAUGAUCCCUACCGCGGAAGACCCCACCGUCUUCCUGGGCGAUGUGUACAUCAUGCAAGAUAGUGCCAUCAUGGGCAUGGUGGGUGGAAUUCAAUUCCGCCGCUACCCACGCAUUCUGCUCAGCCGGUUCUUCUCCCCGCCGGAUAAGAUGGCGGCGAUGGAGGACAAACCGGCAAAAGCUGCGGCUCCGCAAGGCACCCUGCCGGCGCCGGCUCAAGUAAAACCAGAGACCAAGACACAACAGCAACUGCCAAAACCGACACGCUUGCGUGAAGACGAUGUCAUUCAUCCGACUGCCAUGCCUGGACCGCCGAAGGACUUCAAAGCCGCCACCGCUGUUGUCGUGGAAGUCUCCCCGAGCAGCUCCGCCUCCGAGACGUGCAGUGACGAUAACAGCAUUGUCAGUAAAGCUCUUGAGCUCAUUGCCAAUGAGGGCGCGUUGGAUAUCGCUGACCUGGAGGAUGAUGUCCGGUUCGCAGACCUCGGCGUGGACAGUCUCAUGUCGCUGGUGCUCGCGGAGAAGUUCAGAGUUGAGCUUGAUAUCAAGGUUGGUGGCGGCCUGUUUGUGGAUUACCCUACGGUCGGGGACUUGUGCAAAUGGCUGGAGGAGUAUUAUGGGUAG